AUGGCAGACAGAAACAAUAAACCAAAUCCAUAUCAAAAGCCAACUGGAGACUAUUGUUAUCGAUGCAAGAAACAAUGGCAUACAUCUAAUAUAUGUCCAGAAUAUAGGGGAGCUAAUGAUGGGCGUCGACAGGUGAAUGUAGUUGAUGAGGUGGCUGAGCUUGAAGAAGUAGAAGACGAAGAUGAUGGAUCCUUGGCUGCUUUAGAAGAUGAUUCCGUUAGUUGUGAUGUUGUGGAUAUGGAUGCUUGCGGAGUACUGUUAGGACGACCAUGGCAGGUUGAUGUAGAUGCAUUGCACAAGGGAAGAGAGAAUUCAUACUUGUUCACCCGGAAAAAUAAGAAAAUCAUUAUCCUACCUUCUGGAUCUUCUGCCAAAGCUUCUAAAGUGGAGGGGAAAUCCAUAAUAGUUGUUUCUUCCAAUGUGCAGGAAUUAACCGAUGUAAUUGAGAAUUCUGGAGGUGCGUUAGCUUUGCUGAUCAAACCGAAAAUAAAAUUUGAUGUAAGAUCACUAGUACCACCACUUGUAAAGGAGUUGUUAGAUGAGUUCCAUACUUUAGUUGAAGAACCAUCCUCCUUUCCACCUUUUCGGGACAUCCAACAUCAAAUUGAUUUCAUCCUUGGAUCAAAGAUACUGAACCUGCCACAUUAUAGGAUGAAUCCAAAGGAGAGCCAAAUUCUUCAAGAACAGGUAGAAGAAUUAUUGAAAAAGGGACAUAUUCAGGAGAGCAUUAGUCCUUGUGGAGUUCCUGCUUUAUUGGUACCAAAGAAGGACGGGACCUAG
This is a messenger RNA of Jatropha curcas, 780 nucleotides long. RefSeq lists its product as uncharacterized. NCBI's taxonomy places the organism in Eukaryota, Viridiplantae, Streptophyta, Magnoliopsida, Malpighiales, Euphorbiaceae. The record is from RefSeq and is a predicted model, not a curated record.